Pseudo-nitzschia multistriata is the source of this 2126-nucleotide messenger RNA. NCBI's taxonomy places the organism in Eukaryota, Bacillariophyta, Bacillariophyceae, Bacillariales, Bacillariaceae. The record is from the annotation of a GenBank genome assembly.
CUACAGAUCAAACAUAUCUGGGAUUCUCAAGAGAGAUAGUACUAUCGGGGCCCACAAUGCGACAUGGGGCAGCGAGUCGACCUACAGAUCAAACAGAUCGAGAAGAAAUUCCGGCAAGAGCAUCAUUAUUCGAGACAUGGUCAACCGCGCCUCCAAUUGCGAACCCGAUGAUUACGAACGAGAGGGAAGCAACAGAGGAGGAGUCCCGAUCUUUGCCGGAACCUCCGUCGUGUCGGUCGGCCAGGACUUUGAAGACUUUGUUCGCAAUGAACGAUGCAAAGAAUGGCUCUGGCAAUUUCGAUGUUGCGAUCCACGGUAUCGCAUACUCAAGUUCUUCAACGAUGUGGCGAACGAGGGUGCCACCGGGAAUUCCGCCUUUGAACGGACACACGUCAGCCCGUUGCUCAAGUAUUUCAGCCGGUCGUCCGUCUUUACCGUUUGGAGGCCCACCAGUAAGGACGCUAUUCGAAGGAUGAUGCUGGGUCAGGGAGUAGGAAAGGGUCUCGACAUCAAAGGGAAGUCAGCAAAACGUGGGGUAUUGUCGGCCUUUGUGCCCUUUUUGCAAAUCCACAAGGAAGAAGACAAGGCAAAAGUCCGGACGCUCAGGAAGGAUGGUACGAUACGGGUGUUUUUCGAUAACGAACAGAAUCGUGAUACGGCAGUGAAGACUCUCAACGAGGUGGCAAAAGAAAUGGAGGAGACCGUACGACAGGCCAGGGACAUUAUCAACAAUGCCGACGACUACGACGACGAUGUCUACGAGAAUGCGCUGGAAAAGCUUACUCUUGAGAUGAGCGACUCGACAAUUCACACAAUUGACGACUACGCAGCCUCCAACAAGUAUGGGAUGACGGUCAACGAACGGCUCUUUUGGGAAGGGAUGGUCGUUCGUCAAAAUAUUGAGAGAAAGCCGGGAAGUGAAAACGAUACGGGGCGAACAUCGAUGCCGAGCUUUCAGGACAUGAAUUUUGAUGCGGUCCGAAAGCCCAAGAAUUGCGUGGCAGGGGGACACACGAGAGCGGUCAUUCUGCAACUCUCCAACCCACCACGAAAUCGGGGCACUGAGCCCGAAAGCAAUACGUAUGAUCCCAUGAGCCCAUUGAAUCUUGUCGUGGCAUACGAAGAAAAGGACCCGGAAAUGGAUCGCAAAAGGAUUAUACCUGUCGUCAGUGAUUUUGAUUGCUUUAUCGUCGGCAGCCGAAACGUAAAUUACGAAGAACAGGUACCCGAUGACCAAGUCGAUGUUCUAAAAUGGAUGGUCGAGCAGACCGAACAUGUGUURGAAACACCGAACGAAGAAUCGUGGACGAAGCGAUGGCUAAACGUUCUCAAGGAUGCCAGACUAAAGGGCUGUCACCACGAGAUUCCCACGGGUGGCUACAGCGAUCCCAAAACAAAAUUUAUUUUCAAGUUUGCCAUUGAACGCUUGAGCGUUACCGGGGCUGUUCGACACGGAGCAGAGUGCUUCAAUUAUUAUUUUCCACAAGACCUCGAUGACAAGCUACUUGUUAUAUCCGACGACCUCCCGAACAAAUACAAAGGAUGCAGAUGGGUAUACGUCGAUCAAUUCGAGCUACAASAAAUCCUUAAGUACAAAAUCAGUCACGGCUUCUCGUUUCCGUUGAAUCCGAAGUGGAUCCUGUGUGAUCCGGGCUGGAAAGAAGUCUACGACAAAUURAUUUCGAGCGACAGGCCCGACGUCCAGAAAUCCAUGAGGUGCUGGUACCCACCAGAGUCUGGAAUUCGGGAAUCCAUCGAACGGAUUUACAAGAAACACCCGAACGGAUUCGAGCGACAGUUCGACGAGAGUUUGGGGCCGGGUGUGGCAAGAAGUCGCAKCUCGACUCGGUUGUCGUAUKUGGAUGGCACCACUGCCAUGGACCUUGCCGAGCAAGAACUGAAGUAUUUCAUGAUCUUGCAACGCGCAAAACGACGCCUCAAGGUAAUCCUGCUACUGAACCGAAUGCUUUCGAAAAUCAGAGAAUGCAGAGAAAUGGAAAACCAUGUGCCAAUAUCGCAGRAAGAGGAACAAAACGAAARAAACAAAAGUCUCCCGGAUCCCUGUACGGUAGCUGUAGCUGUAGAUUUACAAGCUGCUUAAAGUUCAAUAAUUCAUUUGCUUUGAU